GUAUUUUAAUAAUAGUUAUAUGAACGGUGUUUUAAUAAAACAAAACACUUUAGUUUUUACAAACAGAAACAUUUAAAAAUCAUAACUGAUAAUGUAAUUUUUAACUUGUUUGGAUUAGGACCAAUCGGAGAACAGAAUUUCCAUAGGGCUCUCUAACAAUAUAUGCGUUAUAAUAAGUGGUUUAUAUUUUUCUUCAAUUGAUAGUACUAUCUAAGUUUAAAAUUUUUGGUGAAUCAUCAAUCUACUAAUUUAAUAUUGACUGUGUCAACUGCUGCUUGUUACUUGUUACUAUACUAACUACGUGAAAUUGUGAAAAUAAAAUAUUUGCCAGUUGAGUUUAAUAUUAUCUGUUUUACAAUUAUUCACAGUAAAAUUGUUUGUUAUAAAUCUCUGUUAAUUAUUUAAAAACCAUCAAUUUAUCUUGAUAUUUCACAGGUAACUAAAAACCUAAUUUAGUAACUAAAAAUGGGCAAAGAUGAAUCAACAUCCGACGACAAUAAACAAAUCAAAAUCAAUAAGUGGGAUUAUCUUGCUUUAAAAAAUACUCUUGAUGAUGCUGUGAAGGAUGUACUCAUUAAUAAAUAUAAUCAUAUUGAAGAUUUUUCUUUGAUUGACUGUCGUUUAUUAAUAUGUACCUUUGCUGUAUUGGUCGCUGGUUUUGCACUUGCCUGGGAUUACUUUAAUCCUUUCCCAAAGUCACGUUUUGUUCUUACUAUAUGUGUUGCAUUGUAUUUUGUUACUAUGGGUGCAAUUACAUUGUACACAACACACAUGGAAAAAGGAAUAUUUGCUGUUACCAAAGAACGAGAUGAAAGUGGAUAUAACCCAGAAGUUGUAUGGGAAGCCAGUAGUUACAUUAAAAAACACACUGGCAUGUAUUGUUUAAGUAUCAUACGCAAGGAUUCAGUUAAAAAAAAUAUUAAAGAACGGGAUAUAGUUAAAUCAGUUGCAAAUUAUUUUGAUGAUGAAGGAACAUUGUGCCAGGAAGUAAUAGAAAAAGAGGUGAGCAUAAUGAGAGAUGCAAUUUUAAAACUGAAAAAAAUUGAAUAACUGAACCACCUUUUUUAUAUCUUUAUAAGACAUAAAGAAUUCUUACAAUGUAUGUUUAAUUAUAAUUUAUGUUCAAUUAAAAAUAAAUAUUUGAUUGAUUUAGCAUUGC
Cinara cedri is the source of this 1159-nucleotide messenger RNA. The record is from the annotation of a GenBank genome assembly. NCBI's taxonomy places the organism in Eukaryota, Metazoa, Arthropoda, Insecta, Hemiptera, Aphididae.